AUGGGCGUGUGUUGGGUGCUCAUCGAUGGGGUCGGCGACAUCGGAAGGGGAGGAGGAUCAGGAGCAGGAGGAGAAGGAGGAGAGGAGGAAGAGGAGAGUGUGAAGAGGAGCCUGCUGGACAUCGCUCAGAUGGACGCCUGCUGCUCGGUAGCAUCCUCGGGUAUCUCUGGGCUGAUGGAUCCGGUGCAAGCAGGUCUGGCAUGCGGAAGUGACACAGCCCACCUCUCCAUGUUCGGCUACGACCCAAGAAAGUACUACAGGGGUCGGGGAGCAUUCGAGACUAUGGGUGCAGGGCUAGAUAUGCAGCCAGGCGACAUUGCCUUCAAGUGCAACUUCGCCUACCUGGGCAAGGACGGGAUCGUCGAGUCUCGGCGUGCAGACAGAAACUUCGAGAAUGUUGGACCCAUCCUAUGUGACUUUCUCAACGGGAUCGCCAUUCCCUCCUUCCCACAGCACUCCGUGGCUGUCAAGUACGCGACCGAGCACAGAUGCGGGCUGCGGGUGAGGGGCCCGAGCCUAUCGGACAACAUCACUGGGACCGACCCGCUGAAGGACAAGCUCCCCCUCCGACGCUCCUGCCCGCUAGACUCCUCCGAGGAGGCAGAGCUCACAGCGAAGCUCGUCAACUCGCUCUCCCAGGCGAUCACCGAAGCUCUACAGGACCACCAGAUUAACAAGGAUCGGGUGGAGCAAGGCAAGCUGCCGGCCAACGCCGUCCUCCUACGCGGCUGUGGGGCUCGCGUGAAGGUGCCAACGUUCGAGGAGAAGCACGGGAUGAGAAGCUUCAUGAUUGCUCCCACCUGCCUCAUCCGCGGGCUCGGCAUGUCGCUAGAGAUGGACAUCGUUGAUGCUCCCGGAGCCACGGGAGAUUAUCAUACCGACCUGCAGUCGAAGGCCAGGACAGCUCUCGCAACCUUCAAAAAGAAAACUCCUGAGUAUGAGCUUGGUUUUGUUCACGUCAAGGCAGUUGAUGAUGCUGGUCAUGAUAAGAGUGCGGAAUUGAAGCUCAAGUUUUUGAAGAAGGUUGACAACAUGAUUGGUGAGCUAGCAAAGGGACUGGCGGAGAUAGAGCAAGAGACAGGGAAGCCUUUCGUCAUCUGCGUGACGGGGGAUCACUCUACCCCUGUCGCAUACGGGGACCAUAGCGCUGAGCCCGUUCCCUUCUCCAUCGCUCCCGUCAAGGUCUCGCAUGCUGUACUCCUCCUCUCACACUACCACCACUGCUUUUUGUCGGACUCUGUGAUGCGAUUCGAUGAAGUCAGCUGCGCGCAAGGCUGGCUGGGGAGGUUUCAAGGCCUGCAGGUCAUGGGGAUCAUCCAGCGUUUCCGACAGUCGCUCGAGCGAGUGAGAAGAGGAGGGGAAGAGGUCAAGAGGAAGAAGACGGCAGAGCCUCGUUGA
Guillardia theta CCMP2712 is the source of this 1398-nucleotide messenger RNA. RefSeq lists its product as hypothetical. The record is from RefSeq and is a predicted model, not a curated record. Gene Ontology annotation, molecular function: metal ion binding. NCBI's taxonomy places the organism in Eukaryota, Cryptophyceae, Pyrenomonadales, Geminigeraceae. The transcript has 13 exons. Bases 1 to 1398 code for a protein of 465 amino acids.